AUGCAAUGCUUGCGGUUCGUGGACGUGACCGCGUGGGAUUUAACUUCCAGUGAAUGGCGUCGGCUGCUGCUUCAGCUCCCAGAUCACGAGCAGAAGCAGGUGACGCGCUUCAUGUUCGCGAAAGACCAGAAGCUAGCGCUCGCUAGUCGCUUGCUGCAGCGACAGCUCAUCCACGAGCUCUUCGGAGUUGAAUACGACACCAUCGAUAUUGCGCGUACACCCGAGAAUAAACCGUAUUGGAAUCGUUUACCGGGAAACCCCGCUCCGUCAUCGUGGAACUUCAAUGUCUCGCAUCAUGGCACCAUCGUUACAAUUGCCAGUGACGCUCGUAGCUUAGUGGGUGUGGACGUCGUUCGACUAACGGAUCGACCGCAUCGCAAGACGUCGAUCGAGGAUUUUUUCCGAGCUUUCACGGGCCAUUUCAACCCAGGAGAAUGGGAAUAUAUCCGCGGAGCAGAAGAUGAAGAUCGUCAAUAUAUUCGAUUCUAUAAACUAUGGUCUCUCAAGGAAGCGUACAUUAAGGCGGUGGGAAUCGGACUAGGCUUCUCGUUACUCCGAGCUGAGUUUCGUUGCGUACGGACCGUUCUCGGCGAUGUGGAAACCCGAUACAAGCUCCCUAUUUCAUGCUGA
Phytophthora infestans T30-4 is the source of this 630-nucleotide messenger RNA. RefSeq names its product L-aminoadipate-semialdehyde dehydrogenase-phosphopantetheinyl transferase, putative. Gene Ontology annotation, cellular component: cytosol. The record is from RefSeq and is a predicted model, not a curated record. NCBI's taxonomy places the organism in Eukaryota, Oomycota, Peronosporomycetes, Peronosporales, Peronosporaceae. Gene Ontology annotation, molecular function: magnesium ion binding; holo-[acyl-carrier-protein] synthase activity. Bases 1 to 630 code for a protein of 209 amino acids. The transcript is spliced from 3 exons.